Messenger RNA from Phlebotomus argentipes, 2786 nucleotides. RefSeq names its product DNA replication licensing factor Mcm2 (gene Mcm2). NCBI's taxonomy places the organism in Eukaryota, Metazoa, Arthropoda, Insecta, Diptera, Psychodidae. Gene Ontology annotation, biological process: DNA replication; double-strand break repair via break-induced replication; mitotic DNA replication initiation. The coding region runs from base 100 to 2769 and encodes 889 amino acids. The record is from RefSeq and is a predicted model, not a curated record. The transcript has 4 exons. Gene Ontology annotation, cellular component: MCM complex; nucleus. Gene Ontology annotation, molecular function: single-stranded DNA binding; ATP binding; single-stranded DNA helicase activity.
AGUGAGAGGCUUUCGAGGAGGCUUUGUGUUGUUCGUGUGUGUUUUCCCAUCUGGUUUUGAGAGUUUUUCACGCAUUUUUACUGUAAAUUCAUUGGAGAUAUGUCGGAAACUGAUUCGCCAAUUCCGCCGACGCCCAGUGAUGUGGACACUGAGGAUCACCGGCAGAUCCGCGCAGCCAUGGAGUCUCCAGUUGGGGAGUUUGAGAAUGCUGAGGAUCUCCUGGGAGACACGAUUGUGCACGAGGAUGAGGAUGAAGACGGCGAAGAGUUGUUUGGAGACAACAUGGAAAAUGAUUAUCGCCACAUUCCUGAGCUGGACCGAUAUGAUCAGACCGCGUUGGAUGAUGAGGAUGACUUCAGCGUCAUGUCAGAGUCCGAUCGUCGGGCUGCCGAAGCGGAGAUGCGUCGUCGGGAUCGCGCGCUGGGCAUAAUAAGGGAUGAUCGGGAUUUGCUGUACGAUCGCAGCGAUGAUGAGGAUGAUAUCCCGAGGGCGAAGCGCCGGGCGGCAGAGAAGGCUGCCAUGGGAGGUGAGCUGGAGGACGAGGAGAUGGUGGAGUCAAUUGAGAAUCUGGAGGAUACGAAAGGACACUCAACGAAGGAGUGGGUUUCAAUGCUGGCGCCUCGCACUGAGAUCACGAAUCGCUUCAAGAAUUUCCUGCGCACGUUUGUGGAUGAGAAUGGACAUCAGAGAUACCGCGAUCGCAUCAGGCGCAUGUGUGAGCAGAAUCAGUCUAGUUUUGUAGUGUCUUAUCCGGAUCUGGCCACCAAGGAGCACGUUUUGGCGUACUUUCUGCCCGAGGCGCCUUUCCAGAUGUUCGAGAUCUUCGACAAAGUGGCCAAAGACAUGGUGCUGAGCAAUUAUCCCACUUAUGAGCGCGUCACCAAUGAAAUCCACGUGAGAAUCUCCGAUUUGCCACUCGUGGAGGAAUUGAGAACAUUCAGGAAGCUCCACUUGAAUCAACUGGUGAGGACUCUUGGCGUUGUCACUGCCACAACAGGCGUCAUGCCUCAGCUCUCCGUGAUCAAAUAUGAUUGCGUGAAGUGCGGCUACAUUCUCGGGCCUUUCGUGCAGACACAGAAUGAAGAGGUGAAGCCAGGAUCGUGCCCAGAGUGUCAGAGUUCUGGUCCAUUCUCCAUCAACAUGGAGCAAACGCUGUACAGAAACUACCAGAAGAUCACACUGCACGAGUCUCCGGGAAGGAUUCCGGCGGGAAGAAUUCCCAGGAGCAAAGACUGCAUCCUCCUGGCCGAUCUCUGCGACUCCUGCAAACCAGGAGAUGAAAUCGAAGUCACUGGCAUUUACACAAACAACUACGAUGGCUCUUUGAACACCGAUCAGGGCUUUCCAGUGUUCGCCACAGUGAUUCUGGUCAAUCACAUUGUUGUGAAGGACUCCAAACAAGUUGUUCAGUCGCUCACUGAUGAGGACAUUCACGAGAUCCAGAAGCUGAGCAAGGAUCCCAAGAUCAGCGAUCGCAUUGUGGCCAGCAUCGCUCCGUCGAUUUAUGGACAUGACUUCAUCAAGAGAAGCCUCGCUCUUGCCUUGUUCGGCGGCGAGGCCAAGAAUGCUGGGGAGAAGCACAAGAUCCGUGGUGACAUCAACGUGUUGAUCUGCGGUGAUCCGGGAACGGCAAAGUCGCAGUUCUUGAAGUACAUUGAGAAAAUCGCGCCCAGAGCCGUCUUCACCACUGGCCAGGGCGCUUCGGCCGUCGGUCUCACGGCGUACGUGCGCAGAAAUCCACAAUCGCACGAGUGGACCCUCGAGGCGGGUGCUCUCGUGCUGGCCGACCAAGGAGUAUGUCUGAUUGAUGAGUUCGACAAGAUGAACGACCAAGAUCGCACGUCCAUCCACGAAGCGAUGGAGCAGCAGUCGAUUUCCAUCUCCAAAGUCGGCAUCGUGACAUCUCUCCAGGCGCGCUGUGCAGUCAUCGCGGCUGCCAAUCCCAUCGGGGGGCGUUACGAUUCCAGCAUGACUUUCACGGAGAACGUGAACCUGUCGGAGCCCAUUCUCUCCCGUUUCGACGUGCUCUGCGUGGUUAAGGACGAAUUUGAUCCCAUGCAGGACAAGCAUUUGGCGCAAUUCGUGGUGCAGUCGCACAUCAAGCAUCAUCCCGCCAUGGAGGAUGGACUGCAGGAGAGUCAACCAUCUCAGCAGACGGCGGUGAAUGUGGAUGAGAUUCCCCAGGAGAUGCUGAGGAAGUAUUUGGUCUACGCCAAGGAGAACGUUCGCCCCAAACUUACCAAUAUGGAUCAGGAUAAGAUCGCCAAGAUGUACGCUCAGCUUCGACAAGAAUCUCUGGCGACGGGAAGUCUGCCGAUCACGGUGAGGCACAUUGAGAGCGUGAUCAGAAUGUCCGAGGCGCACGCGAGAAUGCACUUGAGAGACUCUGUGCAGGAGAAUGAUGUCAACAUGGCCAUCAGGAUGAUGCUGGAGGGUUUCAUUGAGGCGCAGAAGUUCAGUGUUAUGAAGAAAAUGCGAUCUACCUUCCAGAAGUACCUAUCAUUCCAAAAGGACAACGCCGAGCUGAUCUUCUUCAUCCUGCGUCAGUUGUCCCUGGACCAGCUGAUGUACGUGCGCUGCAAAGAGGGCCCCAGCGCCACUCACAUCGAGAUCAUGGAGCGCGACUUGAUGGAACGCGCGAAGCAGAUCAACAUUCACAGCGUCAAGUCCUUCUACGACAGUCCCUUGUUCCGCAACAACGGCUACACGUUCGAUCCCAAGCGAAAAGUCAUCGUCCAGGUUGUUCCGGAAGCCGCGGUGGUUCAGUAAAUGCCCUUUUCUGUUCA